Perca fluviatilis (European perch) is the source of this 8049-nucleotide messenger RNA. RefSeq names its product retinal-specific phospholipid-transporting ATPase ABCA4-like. NCBI's taxonomy places the organism in Eukaryota, Metazoa, Chordata, Actinopteri, Perciformes, Percidae. The record is from RefSeq and is a predicted model, not a curated record. Gene Ontology annotation, molecular function: lipid carrier activity; ATP binding; ATP hydrolysis activity. The transcript is spliced from 50 exons. Bases 16 to 7212 code for a protein of 2398 amino acids. Gene Ontology annotation, biological process: lipid transport; transmembrane transport. Gene Ontology annotation, cellular component: intracellular membrane-bounded organelle; membrane.
UUUUUCUGCCUGCCCAUGUUGAGCUGGGAGAUUAGAGCAAUCAGAUUAGGAGUGCUGCUGACCUGCAGGCAGAGGAGAGCGAGAGUGGGCAGCUCAGUCAUACAGAGCUCUUUCUACCUUGCUCAAUGUUUUCCACUACUUCAGUUUGUUUGUGAACCUGUUUCCCUAGAUGUCGGACGACUUUUAUAUCAUUCCAUAAGAGGUUUGUCACAGUCUGAUGACCCCUUCCAGGGGCAAAGCUGCGGAGCAAUGAAGACAGGCUCUCAAAUCCGCCUGUUGCUGUGGAAAAACUGGACCCUCCGCAAGAGACAGAAGGUCCGCUUCCUGGUUGAGAUCUGCUGGCCUGUGUUGUUGUUUGUUGGGCUGGUGUGGCUGAGGAAGGCCAAUCCACUGUACCAACAACAUGAAUGUCAUUUCCCCAACAAGGCCAUGCCUUCAGCAGGGAUUCUGCCCUGGAUCCAGGGCAUCUUCUGCAACAUCAACAACCCCUGCUUCAGAUAUCCAACCAGAGGAGAGUCUCUGGGCGUUGUCUCCAACUAUAACAACUCAGUAUUGGCACGGUUCUAUGUUGAUGUCCAGGAGCUUCUGCUCAAUGAGGCAGAGGUCCAGCAGCUCGGCCAGCUUUGGCAUGAAAUGUCCUCCUUCUCAAACUUCAUGGAAACGUUACGCACCAACCCAUCUAUGGUGUCAGGCCGUGGGCUGAAGAUAGAUGAUAUUCUGAAGGAUGACGAGGUUUUCACGGCCUUCCUUUUGGAAAACGCCAACCUCCCGGAGUCUAUAGUCUACCAGCUCGUCAAUGCAGAAAUACGACUCGAACAGUUUGCCUUUGGUAUCCCAGAGCUGCAGCUGAAAGACAUAGCCUGCAGCCAGGCCCUGCUGGAGCGCUUCAUCAUCUUCCCCAGUCGCAUGGGACUCCACGGGGUCCGCAACGCCAUGUGUGCCCUCAGCCAGCAAAGGCUGCAGAAGAUAGAGGACGUCCUCUAUGCUAAUCUGGACUUCUACAAAAUCUUCAAACUAAUGCCUAAGGUUAUGGACAGCAGGUCUGAGGGGAUUGACCUGCACUUCUGGGGGCGGGUUCUUAACGCGACGUCGGGCAAGAUCCGAGUUCUGAUGGAGCGGGAGAGCUCUCAGGAGCUCCUAAAGGCGGUUUCUUCUCUGUUUCAAGCCGGGGAUCCCUCCUCAUUCCCCCAGAUGAUGUCCACUGUGUCGAGCCUCUUCUGUGGAUACCCAGAGGGAGGUGGCUCCAGGGUCUUGUCCUUCAACUGGUAUGAGGACAACAACUACAAGGUGUUUCUGGGGGUCAACGGCACCAAGAACCAUAACUAUGUCUAUGACGACUCUGCCAGUCCGUCCUGCAACGCCCUGAUGCAGACCCUGGAGUCCAACCCUGUCACAAAAAUUGUGUGGAAUUCAGUCAAGCCCCUGCUGAUGGGAAAGAUUCUGUACACCCCCGACUCCCCUGCCGUCCACAAGAUAUUAAAGAGUGCCAACACAACAUUCGAGGAGUUAGAGAGGUUGCAGAACAUGGGCAAGGCCUGGGAGGAGUUGGGACCUCAGCUCUGGACUUUCUUGGACAACAGUGUUCAGAUGCACAUGAUCAGGGACACGCUGAGAAACCCGACAGUGAUGCACUUCAUGGACAACAGUCUGGAGGACACUGACUUCACCACCAAACACAUUCUUAACUUUCUGUACAACGGUCCAGAGGAAUACAGGGAUGCUGACAUGCCCAACUUUGACUGGAGGAACAUUUUUAACAUUGUCGACCAGAUCAUACGCACGUUCAACAAGUAUGGAGAGUGCAUCAAUCUGGAUAAGUUUGUGGCUUACACGGAUGAGUCCCAGAUGACCCAUCAGGCCUUGUACCUGCUGGAGGAGAACAAGUUUUGGGCAGGCGUGGUCUUCAUGGACAUGUUUCCCUGGACCACAAGUGUACCCCCGCAUGUCAAAUACAAGAUCCGCAUGGACAUUGACGCAGUGGAACGCACCAACAAGAUCAAAGACAGGUACUGGGACCCUGGCCCCAGAGCAGACCCCAUAGAGGACCAGAAGUAUAUCUGGGGAGGCUUUGCCUACCUGCAGGACAUGAUUGAACACGGCAUUAUCAAGAUUCACACAGGCAAUGACUGGCCACUCGGCAUCUACGUCCAGCAGAUGCCAUAUCCGUGCUAUGUAGAUGACCUCUUCAUGAUCACACUGAACCGCUGCUUUCCCAUGUUCAUGGUGCUGGCCUGGAUCUACUCUGUGUCCAUGACUGUGAAGAGCAUUGUGCUGGAGAAGGAGCUGCGCCUCAAAGAGACCCUCAAAGCCAUGGGGGUGAACAACGGAGUCAUUUGGUACACAGCUUUCGUCGACAGCUUCAUCAUGAUGACUGCAAGUACGGCGCUGCUCACCUCUAUCGUCAUGGGUGGAAAGGUGCUGAAUUACAGCAAUCCCAUCCUGGUCUUCUUUUUCCUGCUGACUUUCACCGUUGCCACCAUCAUGCAGUGUUUUCUGAUGAGUGUGUUCUUCAACAAGGCCAACCUGGCAGCCGCCUGCAGCGGCAUAAUCUACUUCACCCUCUAUCUGCCGCAUAUCCUCUGCUCUGCCUGGCAGGACCGCAUCACCAAGAACAUGAAGUUGGCUGCUAGCUUGCUGUCUCCAGUGGCCUUUGGCUUCGGCACAGAGUACCUGUCGCGGUAUGAGGAGCAGGGUUUGGGUCUGCAGUGGAACAACAUCAUGACCAGCCCGUUAGAGAAAGACACCUACUCCUUCCUCACCUCCAUCCUGAUGAUGGUGUUUGAUGCUGUCCUCUAUGCCGUCCUGGCCUGGUAUCUGGAUAAUGUCUUCCCAGGACAGUAUGGGGUUGGUCGACCAUUCUACUUCCCAUUUCAGUCCUUAUACUGGCAAACAUCUGCACCCUCACACAUAGAAAUGGCUGCUCAAGAUCCUGAGAAACCUGAACCAGACAACGUUGAGAAGGAUGUUGAGGGCAGGAGCACCCCAGAGACAUACACCUGUAAUGGUUCAGCCAGCAGGAAAGCCUGUAAGCACCAAAGUAAGAGGGAUCAACUGGAGAGAGAGAGGGAGCUGCUGAAACGACAAGAGAAAACACUAGUCCAGGAGGAGGAGUGUCAGGACUUAGGAAGGGAAGGCCAGUUGUUCUUCGAGACCGACCCAUUGGGCCUGGUGAUGGGGGUGCAGAUUCAGGACCUGGUGAAGGUGUUUGAUGGAAGUUCUCGUCCAGCUGUCAACUGUCUCAGCAUCAAUUUCUAUGAAGGCCAGAUCACAUCCUUCUUGGGGCACAACGGCGCUGGAAAAACCACCACUAUGUCCAUCCUGACUGGCCUGUUCCCUCCGACAUCUGGCACAGCCUACAUUAAUGGAAGUGACAUAAGGACUGACAUGGACACCGUCCGCUCCUCCAUGGGGAUGUGCCCUCAGUACAACAUCCUCUUCAAACAUCUCACAGUGGAAGAGCACAUCCUGUUCUACUCACUGCUGAAGGGUCGGACUCAGGAGGAGGCGGAGAGGGAGGUCGAGGACAUGCUGGUGGACCUCGGGCUGCCUCACAAGAGAGACGACGAGGCUCAAAACCUCUCAGGCGGUAUGCAGAGGAAACUGUCAGUUGCCAUGGCGUUCGUUGGAGGAUCAAAGGUCGUGAUCCUGGACGAACCCACCUCAGGAGUGGACCCCUAUUCCAGGAGAUCAAUUUGGGACCUCCUACUAAAAUACCGGACUGGCCGGACAGUGAUUCUGUCCACUCAUCACAUGGAUGAGGCCGACCUGUUGAGUGACCGCAUCGCCAUCAUCUCCAAAGGACAACUCCACUGUUGCGGAUCUCCCCUCUUCCUCAAGAACAGUUUUGGAGUUGGUUUCUAUUUGACACUUGUACGGCGGAUGAAGGAUCUCAAGAAGAAGGAGAAUGAUUGUGACUGUGCCUCAGACUGCUCCUGUGCCUGCUCCAUCUGCACCAGUUACAAAGAUCAGUCUCAGAACCAGUCCCAGCAAAUAGACAGAGCUCUGGAUGGAGAUAUAGACAGCAUCACUAGCCUCAUCCACCACCACGUCCCCGAAGCCACAUUGAUCGAGAUGAUUGGCCAGGAGUUGACCUAUCUGCUCCCUAGUAAGGGCUUCAAACAUCGAGCGUAUGCCAGCCUGUUUAGGGAGCUGGAGGAGACGCUUGCUGACAUGGGCCUCAGCAGCUUUGGCAUCUCUGAUACAUCACUAGAGGAGAUCUUCAUAAAGGUCACUGCCGAUGGAGAAGCAGCGAAUAAUGCCUCCCCUCCUGAACAGUGGACGUUACAGCGGAUAAAAAGCGACAGCAAAGUUGGUGUAGAGGGAGAUGAAGAACAUAAUGGUGUGAUGCAGAAUAAUGGCAUUACCCAUGGUGCAUCAGACAACAGUGCAGGAAAGGGCUCCAGGCAGGUGAAAGGGGCCUCUCUGACCUUAAAGCAGUUCCAUGCGCUACUAGUGAAGAGGUUUCACCACGCCAUAAGAAGCCAGAAAGACUUCCUGGCACAGAUCGUCCUUCCUGCCAGUUUUGUCCUAAUAGCUCUGAUCUUCACGAAAGUCGUUCCUCCAUUUGGAGAAUAUCCAAGUCUGACUCUGACCCCCUGGAUGUACGGACAACAGUUCACCUUCUUCAGUAACGAGCAACCGUUUGACCCCAAAAUGAAACGCUUCACCGAGCGCUUACUGAACAGACCAGGCCUGGGGACACGCUGCAUGGAAGGAGAGCCACUAGAAAUGCCCUGUAGUAACAGCACAUCAGAGUGGGAGAAUCCUGACAUCUCUCCUGUGGUCAGCAACAUCUUACAGAGUCCUGAGUGGAACCAGAGAAACCCGUCUCCUUCCUGCCAGUGCAGCACCAGUAAGAAGCUCACCAUGAUGCCCAUCUGUCCCAUCGGAGCAGGAGGCCCGCCCCCUCGCCAACGGAUCGAGGCCACGGGAGACACGAUGCUGGACCUGACAAACAGGAACAUCUCUGACUACCUGGUUAAAACCUACCCCAGUCUCAUCAGAACCAGUUUGAAGAGCAAAUACUGGGUUAAUGAACAAAGAUAUGGAGGUCUGUCAAUAGGAGGACAGCUUCCCAUCCUGGAUGUUAACCCCGAAGACAUCCAGGAUGCUUUCCACCAACUGGGAAAAAUGCUCAACAUCACAGCGGGUUACUAUUCUGGACUUGCACUGAGGGAGACUGGUCCUUUCUUACGAUACAUGGAAAGUGAAUUCAAUAUAAAGGUAUGUGUAGGAUGGAUAGAUAUGGAUACUUAUGAAUGUAUUGCUUCCCCUUUUAUCUAUAAAAAAAUUUUGAAAAAAAAAAAUUUUUUUGUGGAGUUUGGCAUCACCGCCAUCAACCACCCCCUAAACCUCACCAAAGAGCAGCUUUCUGAGGUCACAGUGUUGACCACUUCAGUAGACGCCGUGGUGGCGAUCUGUGUUAUUUUCGCCAUGUCCUUCAUCCCUGCCAGCUUCGUCCUCUACCUCAUCCAGGAGCGUGCGACCAAGGCCAAGCACCUGCAGUUUGUCAGCGGGGUCAGCCCUUCAGUGUACUGGGUAGCCAACUUCUUCUGGGACAUGGUUAACUACUCUCUCAGCACUGCAAUGGUGGUUGGCAUUUUCAUGGCUUUUGAUAAAAAGUGUUACACAUCACCAUCCAACCUGCCAGCACUGAUAACACUGCUUCUACUGUAUGGGUGGUCGGUGACGCCCAUGAUGUACCCCAUGUCCUAUAUAUUCAACAUCCCAAGUACUGCAUAUGUGUCUCUGUCCUGCAUCAACCUGUUCAUAGGCAUCAAUACCAGCGCCAUCACCUUCAUUCUGGAGCUUUUUGAAAACAAUCAGUCUUUGCUGACAUUCAAUGAGUGGCUAAAGAAAGGCCUGCUGGUGCUACCUCACUUCUGCCUGGGGCGAGGACUGAUAGACAUGGCCAUGAACCAGGCUGUGACUGAUGUUUAUGCCAGAUUUGGCGAGGAGUACACACAGGACCCUUUCCGGUGGGACUUUGUGGGGAAAAAUAUUGCUUUCAUGGCAGUGGAAGGCUUUGUCUACUUUAUUCUCAAUCUUCUCAUCCAAUACCGGUUCUUCUUGGACCACUGGUUAUCAGACUACAAGCAGACUUCAAUACGAGAUGAGGAUGGUGAAGUGGCAGCAGAGAGGCAGAGAAUUUAUAAUGGAGGGAGCAAGACAGACGUCCUGCAGAUCAGAGACCUCUCUAAGACGUAUGUGGGCAGGAAGAGGGCAGCUGUGGACCGGAUAUGUGUGGGAGUCCCUGCAGGAGAGUGCUUUGGUCUUUUGGGAGUUAAUGGAGCUGGAAAGACGACAACCUUCAAAAUGCUGACUGGUGACACAGAUGUCAGCUCCGGUGAGGCUACUGUGGCUGGUUACAGCAUCCGGACAGAGAUUCUGGACGUGCACCAGAACAUGGGAUACUGCCCUCAGUUUGAUGCCAUCGAUGAGCUCCUAACCGGCAGGGAGCAUCUGUACCUCUACGCUCGUCUCAGAGGGGUACCUGAGUCUGAGAUCCGCAGAGUGGCAGAGUGGGGUAUCCAGAAGCUGGGUCUGACAGAGUAUGCCAGCCGCUGUGCAGGGACAUACAGUGGCGGCAACAAGCGCAAACUCUCCACAGCUAUCGCAAUGAUUGGUUGCCCAGCGCUGGUGCUGCUGGAUGAGCCCACGACGGGGAUGGACCCCCAUUCUCGACGCUUCCUGUGGAAUGCCAUCAUGAGUGUCAUCCAGGACGGCAGGGCCGUGGUGCUAACAUCACACAGCAUGGAGGAGUGUGAGGCCCUCUGCACUCGACUGGCCAUCAUGGUCAAUGGGACUUUCAAGUGUCUGGGUACCAUCCAGCAACUCAAAUACAAAUUUGGUGACGGCUACGUAGUGACCAUGAAAAUCAAGGCAGCUAAAGUGGGCUUGCCCCCAGAUCUGGAGCCCGUCGAGAGCUUCUUGGAGAGCAGCUUCCCCGGCUGCGUUCAGAGGGAGAAGCACUACAACACGCUGCAGUACGAGAUCGCCUCCUCCUCCCUGGCCAGGAUAUUUCAGCUGGUGGUGGCCAAUAAAGAAAGGCUCAGCAUCGAAGACUACUCUGUUUCCCAGACAACACUGGACCAGGUGUUUGUCAACUUUGCCAAGCAACAGACAGGCGAGGACGAAGACAUUACAUUACACAGACGAACAGCGGGUGGAAGAAAAGACAUCAAGAUCUCUCCAGUGCAGAGGAAAACAUGAAAAUAUUACCGGUAAAUAUACAGAAACACAGAUGUGAAGGUGUCACUCUGCAGGGCAGCGAUAUAACUUUUCACAUUCCACAAUUUAAAAGGUACUUUCAAUAUUUCACUAGCCAAAUUUCUUUUUAGGGUAGAGCCAAGCAUGACCAGUUAACCUGCCAAAGUGACUGGUAGAACAAUUAAUGUUUCCAGCCACAGACAAACUUAACAGGACUUUAUCUUCCACGAUGUCAUCAAAAACCAAGCAUGUCUGACACAUUACUUAGACUUGAAAUGAUAUGUGUUAACAGCAGUUUGAUGCAAAAACAGCUGGUUCUUCACCUGAAAUAUGUAAAACAAAACUGAUUGACUAGCUUGUAUAAGUCAAUCCAAUCUGUACAUAUAUAUGUAAUGAAUACAUAAGCACCUUAGAAGCAGUAUUUUUUUUAUAUUUACAUUAACGCACACACCUCAAUUUUAUGUGACACAUGUAAACAAAUGUCAUUAAUGUUGGUUGUCUAUUUGUUUUCCAAAACACAUUUACUAAGCAAUAGUAAAUGUGUCCUUUUCAGUCAUUCACUGUUGUACAUUUAAGUAUUGCUUUGUCUGCUGUGUUUCAUACAUUGCCAUGUUAUGCUGUUCUCCAGUGUCAGUACAAAAUAGCACACAAUAUUCUUCUUGAAGGAUUACAUUUGAGACAAAAGGUAAUAACAUAAAUAUAUCUGUACUGUAGAUAAAAAGGAAUUAUAUUUUGUAUCUGACAAGAAAAAAACUUUACCUUGCUUUAUACUUUAUGCUCUUGCCUAGCUGAUUUGUACUGCAUCAUCAAUCCCAAAUAAAAACAAAGUUUCAUAAUGUA